Fonsecaea erecta is the source of this 714-nucleotide messenger RNA. RefSeq lists its product as hypothetical. Bases 1 to 714 code for a protein of 237 amino acids. Gene Ontology annotation, molecular function: oxidoreductase activity, acting on the CH-OH group of donors, NAD or NADP as acceptor. The transcript has 3 exons. The record is from RefSeq and is a predicted model, not a curated record. NCBI's taxonomy places the organism in Eukaryota, Fungi, Ascomycota, Eurotiomycetes, Chaetothyriales, Herpotrichiellaceae.
AUGAAAGACUUUCCCAGCGUUAACAGAUCCCGGCUCGACUUCUCCAUCGUCCUCGACAUCACAGCGCCCGGGGCUUUCGACCAGUGCCUCAAGGAUGCCCAGCCCAUUGACGUGAUGAUCCAUGCCACUUCCCCGUUCAACUAUGCGGAAGCCAAGACACCUGGCGAUUUUAUCGACCCAGCGAUCCACUGCCCAACGGAAAUCCUGGAAUCCGCCGCGAAGCACGCACCAAGGCUCAAACGACUUGUCAUCACAAGUAGACGCGGCCAUCGGCAACCCGUUAGAUCUCCAGGAGAAUGGCAGAGUGUACUGUCCGAUGUGAGGGACCCGGUGACGAAGGAGCAGGGAUACGCGGGUGAUCUGAGCCUGGCCUACUGGGCAAGCAAGACCCUCGCCGAGCAAGCAGGCUGGAAAUUCAUGCAGAGCGAGAAGCCGAGCUUUGAACUCGUCGUCCUUAACCCGCCCAUCGUUUACGGCAUCCUCAGCCACAGCAUUGACUCGAUGAGCGACUUGAACACAGAUACCGUGCUUUGGAAGUUCAUGACCUCUGAAAAGGGGACUCCAAUCCCAGAGGACUCUCUGCACAUCUUCGUCGACGUUCGGGACUUGUCAUUUACACAUUAUCAGGACGCCCUUGUCCCCUGCGUUGGCGGGCAUCGGUUCCUCGUCACUCCAGGCAGCAACAGCAACCAAGAGACGUGCGACAUUUUGUGA